GUCCCAGCCAACGAAACAUCCGGUCUCUUCUGUCAGAGUCUCUCCAGAAAGUUCUGCACCCAGGAGCGGCUUAUAAGAGCCGGCGAUCCUCCCCCUCCACGACCAGAGGAACACGACCCGCAGCUUGGAGAUAGCGCACAACUGGCAAAUUAGUCACCAUGGUUCACGAAACCGGCUACUACGACCUGCUGGGUGUCAGCCCUACUGCCUCUAUGGAUCAAAUCAAAAAAGCCUACAGGAAACUGGCUCUGAAAUACCACCCCGACAAGAACCCCAACGAAGGAGAGAAGUUCAAGCACAUAUCUCAAGCGUACGAGGUGCUGUCAGAUCCAAAGAGGAGAGACCUGUACGACCAAGGAGGGGAGCAGGCCAUCAAAGAAGGAGGCAUGGGCGGAGGUUCUUCUCCGAUGGACAUUUUCAACAUGUUCUUUGGAGGUGGAGGUCGCAUGCAGAGAGAGAGAAGAGGGAAGAAUGUCGUCCACCAGCUUAGUGUUACACUGGAGGAGAUGUACAAUGGUAGUACUAGGAAGCUGGCCCUUCAGAAGAAUGUCAUUUGUGAAAAAUGCGAAGGAUACGGUGGUAAGAAGGGUGCUUUGGAGAAAUGCUCAAAUUGCAAAGGAAGAGGGGUACAGGUCAAGGUGCAGCAGAUCGGGCCAGGCAUGAUUCAGCAGAUCCAGAGCAUGUGUUCAGAUUGCCAGGGACAGGGCGAGAAAUUUAACUCCAAGGACCGCUGCAAGAAUUGCAAUGGACUCAAAGUAGAACGCAAGAAGAAAAUCUUGGAAGUUCACAUUGACAAAGGUAUGAAAGAUGGCCAGAAAAUUACAUUCCAUGGUGAAGGUGACCAGGAACCUGGACUCGAGCCCGGGGAUGUAAUCAUCGUGCUGGACCAGAGGGACCACCCAGUUUUCCAGAGACACGAGGACAAUUUAAUAAUGAAGAUGGACAUCAAACUUGUUGAGGCCUUGUGUGGUUUCAAGAAGACCAUUCAGACGCUAGACAAGAGAACACUCAUCGUCACCUCACAUCCAGGUGAAGUAAUAAAGCCCAACGACGUCAAAUGUAUUCAGAAUGAAGGCAUGCCAAUUUACAGGGAUCCUUAUGACAAGGGGCAGCUUAUUGUUCAGUUCCAGGUUGAAUUCCCAGAUAAACACUGGCUCCCAGAGCACCUUAUGUACCAGCUGGAAAGACUGCUCCCUCCCAGAGAGGAUGUGAUGAUUACCGAUGACAUGGAGGAGGUGGAUCUCUGCGAGGUGGACGAUCAGGCACGACAGAGAAACUACAGCAGGGAAGCUUAUGAGGAAGAUGAGGAGGGUCCCAGAAGCGGAGUGCAAUGUCAGACACAGUGAUUGAUGUCCACUCUACACUGAAAUGCAUGUUGGGAUUCUGUUAAUGUUUGGAAUUUAUUUUUGUGUUGUUUUUGUACAAUGGUUGACCUAUGCCUUUAAGUCUCCAGUUCAUAGUAACGCGCUGUAAAUUAGUGAGAUUAAGUUGAACUGUUGUGAAUGCCAACAAUGUGUGAUUUCUUUGCUGGGUACAUGAGUAUGCAAGCCGAGUAGUGCGCUCCCAAAGUUAUGAAACUGUAUUUUGGCGUUACUGUUUUGUCUUGUGUAUUUAAGAUCCAUGUCUUUUAUAUGUGUGUUUCUCACAAAAUUUACGGCACAAAUGAUUUUGUUUCAUCCAGAAGCAGAACGGACUACAUGUAUGCUUUCUGUGAAGGUAAUUUUGAAGUCACAAACAUUUUGGAGUACUUGUCAAUAAAAGUCCCAGAAUGCUUCAACUUUUA
This is a messenger RNA of Mugil cephalus (flathead mullet), 1783 nucleotides long. It is a transcript of the gene dnaja, whose product is annotated as DnaJ heat shock protein family (Hsp40) member A. Gene Ontology annotation, cellular component: cytosol; cytoplasm. The record is from RefSeq and is a predicted model, not a curated record. NCBI's taxonomy places the organism in Eukaryota, Metazoa, Chordata, Actinopteri, Mugiliformes, Mugilidae. The coding region runs from base 159 to 1346 and encodes 395 amino acids. Gene Ontology annotation, molecular function: Hsp70 protein binding; ATP binding. The transcript has 8 exons. Gene Ontology annotation, biological process: protein refolding; response to heat.